Molecule: messenger RNA, 324 nt
Organism: Sporothrix brasiliensis 5110
Lineage: Eukaryota; Fungi; Ascomycota; Sordariomycetes; Ophiostomatales; Ophiostomataceae
Exons: 2
Coding region: 1-324 (107 amino acids)
Source: RefSeq, a predicted model, not a curated record
AUGAAUACGCAGUCCAUUCCACUCGGCUCUUCUACGGCCCCGACCAUAUGCCGCAAGUCUUUGCCUCUCCCAUGUCUACGCGCGCCACGAGGACUGUGCAGUUCAUUAGAACACACCGACCGGCAUGGCCCGGUCUACCGCAGCCAGAGCCUUGUGCAAGGCUCGCAGAACCAGGGCCACUUCAAGGUAGUCAUGAACAUCUUUGGCAGGACGUUGACUGGAGACGUUGACGAGAAGAUGGCCGUGCGCAUUACAGCCGAGGUGCGGCUCGGUCCGGACCGCCAUGUCCGGACCAAAGGACCCCUAGCCCCCGCGCCAUCCUGA